Callorhinus ursinus (northern fur seal) is the source of this 2059-nucleotide messenger RNA. NCBI's taxonomy places the organism in Eukaryota, Metazoa, Chordata, Mammalia, Carnivora, Otariidae. The record is from RefSeq and is a predicted model, not a curated record.
CAACCGUGUGAAUGUGCUUAAUGUGUGCACUCAAAAAUGGCUAAAAUGGGUAUGGGAUGGCAAACAGGUUAGCAGAAAAGCCUCUGAGAGGGAGCUGGGGAUUUGGCUGCUCCGUGCCCUGCCUGGCAGCCUAGGACUCCCUUCCUGGGCCCCCUACACCAUGGACCCCCCGGGGUACAACUGCUUUGUGGACAGAGACAAGAUGGACGCUGCCGUGCAGGACCUGGGCCCCAAGGAGCUGAGCUGCACCGAGCUGCAGGAGCUGAAGCAGCUAGCUCGCCAGGGCUACUGGGCCCGCAGCUAUGCCCUGCGGGGCAAGGUGUACCAGCGCCUGAUCCGGGACAUCCCCUGCCGCACCGUCACGCCGGACGCCAGCGUGUAUAGCGACAUCGUGGGCAAGAUCGUGGGCAAGCACAGCACCAGCAGCCUGCCCUUGCCCGAGUUCGUGGACAACACGCAGGUGCCCAGCUACUGCCUGAACCCGCGCGGCGAGGGUGCUGUGCGCAAGAUCCUGCUGUGCAUUGCCAACCAGUUCCCGGACGUGUCCUUCUGCCCUGCCCUGCCAGCCGUUGUGGCCCUGCUGCUCCAUUACAGCACAGACGAAGCCCAGUGCUUCGAGAACGCCUGCCGCAUCCUGGCCUGCAAUGACCCCAGCAGGAAGCUCAUGGACCAGAGCUUCCUGGCCUUCGAGUCUUCCUGCAUGACCUUCGGGGACCUGGUGAACAAGUAUUGCCAGGCGGCCCACAAGCUGAUGGUGGCCGUGUCCGAGGACGUCCUGCAGGUCUACGCGGACUGGCAGCGCUGGCUGUUCGGGGAGCUGCCCCUCAACUACUUCGCCCGCGUCUUCGAUGUCUUCCUGGUGGAGGGGUACAAGGUGCUGUACCGUGUGGCGCUGGCCAUCCUCAAGUUCUUCCACAAGGUGAGAGCCGGGCAGCCGCUGGAGUCGGACAGCGUGAAGCAGGACAUCCGCGCCUUCGUCAGGGACAUCGCCAAGACCGUGUCUCCGGAGAAGCUGCUGGAGAAGGCGUUCGCCAUCCGCCUCUUCUCCCGGAAGGAGAUCCAGCUCCUGCAGAUGGCCAACGAGAAAGCUCUGAAGCAGAAGGGCAUCACCGUCAAGCAGAAGAGGCAGUUUGUGCACCUGGCCGUGCAUGCAGAGAACUUCCACUCCGAGAUUGUCAGCGUGAAGGAGAUGAGAGACAUCUGGUCGUGGGUCCCCGAGCGCUUCGCCCUCUGCCAGCCCCUUCUGCUCUUCUCGUCCCUGCAGCAUGGGUACAGCCUGACCAGGUUCUAUUUCCAGUGUGAAGGACAUGAGCCCACCCUCCUGCUCAUCAAGACCACGCAUAAAGAGGUGUGUGGGGCUUACCUGUCAACAGACUGGAGUGAGAGAAACAAGUUUGGAGGCAAAGUGGCCUUCUUUGGGACCGGAGAGUGCUUCGUGUUUCGGCUGCAGCCUGAGGUCCAGCGCUAUGAGUGGGUGGUCAUCAAACACCCAGAGCUGACCAAGCCCGUGUCCUUGGAGGUCCCUGCCACCCCGUCCCCACCCUGCCGCCCUGUGUCCUCUGACCCUGCUGACCGCCUCUCGCCCUUCCUGGCUGCACGUCACUUCAACCUUCCCUCCAAGACGGAGUCCAUGUUCAUGGCCGGGGGCAACGACUGCCUCAUCAUAGGUGGAGGGGGCGGCCAGGCACUCUACAUCGAUGGGGACCUGAAUCGGGGCCGCACCGGCCACUGCGACACUUUCAACAACCAGCCCCUCUGCUCUGAGAACUUCCUCAUCGCGGCUGUGGAGGCCUGGGGCUUCCAAGACCCUGACACCCAGUGACAGGCCUGCAGAGACGGGCGGUUAUUGGCUGAGAAAUGGAUUUUUACUUGACCGACACUUUGGAGCAUCUGAAUGAAGAAUCUGAAUGAAUGAAGUGAGACCAAGUGAAAAUAGACUGGGGUGUGGCUUGGCAGACAAAUCUAAGCUGGGAAACGUGAAAAUAAAUGAUUUAGUGACCUGGUUGGUCAGUGUUCCUUUGAGUCCUAAAUAAAAUGAAUGCCAACGAAUGGAACCUCA